AUGUUCUCCCGAUCGGCACUGGCAAGGGCCUUUGCCCUUCCUCUCGAGCAAGCAGCCCGCCCGUCCCUCACAACCAGCACUACCUUCCGGGCCUGUCUGCACCAAGCAACGACAACAUCAUCAUCAUCAUCCAACACGCACCCCGACGAACCAUUGAGCGCAACCCCUCGAGCUCAAUCCUCAACCCCGACCCAACAACCAACCCAAACAAUUACUACAACACGAACCCCUUUAACCCGCGCCGACGUGCCUCUUUCCAAACAAUCCAUCGCCCCAACUUUCAACGACCCCCUAACCGUGACAAAAUCCCUCCUCGAGACACUGCCGCAACUCGCCAACCAGAAACCACACUACAUAAGCGCGCACCUACAUGACCGGCCCUACCUCGUAACGGAAGGAGACCACCUGCGCCUCCCCUUCCUUAUGCCGAACGUGCAACCCGGCGACGUUCUGCGCUUUAACCGCGCAUCUAUCCUCGGUUCCCGCGAUUUCACGCUCAAGGGGACGCCUUACGUCGAUGAGCGACUGUUCGAGUGUCGGGUGCGGGUUAUGGGCGUUGACUCGGAGCCGCUGCGGGUGAAGGAAAAGACGAAGAGGCGACGGAGGCACGUGCAGAAGGUCACGAGUAAGCACCGAUAUACGCUGCUGAGGGUGAUGGAGGUGAAGGUUAAGUCUGUGGAGGAGCUGCAGAAGGAGGGGGAGAUUGUUGUUGAAGACAAGGAGUAA
This is a messenger RNA of Aspergillus puulaauensis, 726 nucleotides long. Its product is annotated as mitochondrial 54S ribosomal protein bL21m. The record is from RefSeq and is a predicted model, not a curated record. NCBI's taxonomy places the organism in Eukaryota, Fungi, Ascomycota, Eurotiomycetes, Eurotiales, Aspergillaceae. Gene Ontology annotation, cellular component: mitochondrial large ribosomal subunit; ribosome. The coding region runs from base 1 to 726 and encodes 241 amino acids. The transcript has a single exon. Gene Ontology annotation, molecular function: structural constituent of ribosome.